CAUCAUAGAGUUCCACAAUCAUUUCGGUAACAGUAAAGGAUUGUCGAGUUCUCUAUGGUAAUGCAAUUUCCGCUUCCGGUUAUAACUGCGGAACUGCAAAACAGUAAGUAUGGCGGCUGGAGGUAGUGAAAAUCGAUCUGGAGGAGAUGUAGAAGAGGACGCGUCCCAGCUGUUGUUUCCGAAAGAGUUUGAGAACGCAGAAACGUUGCUGAAUUCUGAAGUGCACAUGCUGUUGGAGCACAGAAAGCAGCAGAAUGAGAGUGCUGAAGAAGAACAGGAGCUAUCUGAAGUUUUUAUGAAAACACUCAACUACACUGCCAGAUUCAGCCGCUUUAAAAACAGAGAAACUAUCGCUAGUGUCAGAAGUUUGUUGCUACAGAAAAAACUGCACAGGUUUGAAUUGGCAUGUUUAGCCAAUCUAUGUCCAGAGACAGCAGAUGAGGCUAAAGCUCUGAUACCAAGUUUAGAAGGGCGGUUUGAAGAAGAGGAGCUGCAGCAAAUCCUGGAUGAUAUUCAGACCAAACGAAGCUUUCAGUAUUAAGGAGGAAACCUUUACAUGGUUAACCCUUAACACCGACUGGACAUCUAACUCCAACUGUUGUGUACCAUCAAGAAGACAUUCUUUAAUUUAAAUCCCCGUUUCUCAGACUUUUCCAUUAUGAAAUGAGUUAUUCUUUUUGUUCAUUUUGUUUAGGUAUAUUUUGCUGUAUAUAAAAAAAAAAAAUUGUUUUGUUUUUCUUUUUUUACAUUAAAGAAGCAGUUUGUGCA
Bombina bombina (fire-bellied toad) is the source of this 768-nucleotide messenger RNA. It is a transcript of the gene POLR2D, whose product is annotated as RNA polymerase II subunit D. Gene Ontology annotation, molecular function: nucleotide binding; translation initiation factor binding. The transcript has 4 exons. Bases 110 to 541 code for a protein of 143 amino acids. Gene Ontology annotation, cellular component: RNA polymerase II, core complex; P-body. Lineage: Eukaryota; Metazoa; Chordata; Amphibia; Anura; Bombinatoridae. The record is from RefSeq and is a predicted model, not a curated record. Gene Ontology annotation, biological process: nuclear-transcribed mRNA catabolic process, deadenylation-dependent decay; mRNA export from nucleus in response to heat stress; transcription initiation at RNA polymerase II promoter.